CAACAUCAAAGAUAAGCAGAAAACAUGAAGGGCACUCAGAUGCGCCGCAGGAAGGUGCCUUCGAAUUGCCUGCCCAAGAAGUUGCGGCAUCGUUUUUUUGCCCUGCGUCAUGGGGAGUCCAAGGCUAAUGUGGCGAAGAUCAUUAUCUCUGACCCCAAGGUUGGAACUAAAGCUUAUGGCCUGACGCCUGCAGGCUGUGUUGGUGCGACGCACGCUGGGAAGAUGUUCCAGAAAACUGCUGCAAAACGCGUGGUGAUGGUGACCAGCGAUUUCUCUCGGGCCAGGGAAACCGCCCAGCUGUUUGCCAAAGCGCUGCGAAAGGCAGGUCAUGUUUGUCCUGUGCGCAUUGCCACGGAGCUGCGGGAGAGGCGUUUUGGCCAACUUGAAGCUGGACCGGACUCUCGUUAUCCAGAGGUGUGGGUGAAGGAUAAGGUGGAUUGCGGUGCUCGACCCUUUGGAGUGGAAGCAGCAGAGGCUGUGCAGAAACGAACCUCGAAGUUAGUGGCACAGCACGAGCUCUAGGAACUGCGAUUGCAAUCCCUGGAACCUGCACUUGAGGGGAGGCACUAGCACUUGGAAACCAACAAAUGCUAGAAAAGUGGACUUGAACGGGACAGGAAACGCUAGUAGUCCAAAAUAGUGAUUCGAAAUUCAGUAUGCAACACUUUCACUCUUUCGGACAACAAAAGCCUUCAUACGACAUUGCUCAACAGUAGAACCACGUGGAACCAUUUGCCACUAUGCUCUUG
Cladocopium goreaui is the source of this 749-nucleotide messenger RNA. Lineage: Eukaryota; Dinophyceae; Suessiales; Symbiodiniaceae. The record is from the annotation of a GenBank genome assembly.